Messenger RNA from Mobula hypostoma (lesser devil ray), 757 nucleotides. It is a transcript of the gene trmt112, whose product is annotated as tRNA methyltransferase activator subunit 11-2. NCBI's taxonomy places the organism in Eukaryota, Metazoa, Chordata, Chondrichthyes, Myliobatiformes, Myliobatidae. Gene Ontology annotation, molecular function: protein heterodimerization activity. Bases 106 to 477 code for a protein of 123 amino acids. The transcript has 4 exons. The record is from RefSeq and is a predicted model, not a curated record. Gene Ontology annotation, biological process: tRNA methylation; peptidyl-glutamine methylation; rRNA (guanine-N7)-methylation.
UGUUCGGCACCUCGGUACUCCGGGAGGAAGGGGAUACGGGAUGCACCGACCGCCAUUUCCAGUCAGUCGUGCCUAAGCAACCAGCAUUUUGUGCGUGUUACCAUCAUGAAGCUGUUGACGCACAACCUACUGAGCUCGCACGUCCGCGGGGUGAGCCGCGGCUACCCGCUGCUGCUGCAGGCCUCGGAGGUGAAAAUCAACAACGUGGACUUCAACCAGGAGUUCAUCACGCGGAUGAUCCCAAAGGUGGAGUGGAACGCACUGGUGGAGGCGGCGGAGAGCAUCGGACAUCGGAACGGGCUGCCGCAGGAGCUGCCGCAAGCGGGUCAGAGUGACGAGGACUUCCUGCAGAAGUUACAUCACGUCCUGCUGGAGGUAGAGGUAGUGGAAGGAGUCUUGAAAUGCCCGGAAUCUGGCCGAGAAUUCCCCAUCUCGAAAGGAAUUCCAAACAUGCUGUUGAACGAGGACGAGGCCUAAUCCGCCCUCGCGAUGAUUGCCCAGCUCCAUCUGGGUUCCCCUGUUGACGUUCGUGUCCCCCCCCUCAACGCAGUACCAGACGGCCAGUGGGGGUGGGGGGGGGUCCUGUUUCAGCUUGAAGCUCUGGAACUGUUCAUGGCGUGGGGACGUGGCGCUCCCGGGAAACCGCUGCGCUCCUGUACGUCAGAACAGACGUACGCCUAUGUCGGGGAGAGCGCGGCGCUAGGGCGGGGUGGCUGUGGGUUGUGGGAAAACUGGCUGGGGGAGGGGGUUGGAAGGG